Schistocerca cancellata (South American locust) is the source of this 861-nucleotide messenger RNA. RefSeq names its product trafficking protein particle complex subunit 4 (gene Trs23). Gene Ontology annotation, cellular component: TRAPP complex. Lineage: Eukaryota; Metazoa; Arthropoda; Insecta; Orthoptera; Acrididae. The record is from RefSeq and is a predicted model, not a curated record. Bases 129 to 782 code for a protein of 217 amino acids. The transcript has 3 exons. Gene Ontology annotation, biological process: endoplasmic reticulum to Golgi vesicle-mediated transport.
UCAGUUAUUUUAUUAUUUCGUCGUCUUCAUUAAAUGAUAAUGAAACGAUAGAUCGACACAGAAUCUGAUGUCAGGGGAGGAGCAGCUGUCACAAUAAGCUUGUCCAGUUGUCUAGUUUGUGAUGCAUUAUGGUUGUGUACGGUGUUUACAUCGUAUCGAAGUCUGGUGGUCUGAUAUUUAAUCAUGAUCAUAAUGUACCAAAAAUUGAGACAGAAAAAACGUUCAGUUAUCCCUUGGAUAUUAAGCUUAUACAUGAAAAUAAAAAGAUAGUAGUUGUUUUUGGUCAGAGGGAUGGUAUAAUGGUUGGACAUGUCUUAAUCUCAGUGAAUGGGAUACCAGUCACAGGAAGACAACUGGAUGAUGGUAGAGAUGUAUUUGAGGUUUUAGAAAAUGAAGAGAAUUUUCCUCUUAACUUGAGAUUUGGAAGAUCUAAAAUGACAACCAAUGAAAAAAUUUUCUUGGCCAGCAUGUUCUAUCCACUCUUUGCAAUUGCAAGUCAGUUAAGUCCGGAGCCAAGAAGUUCUGGAAUUGAAGUACUGGAAGCAGAUACCUUUAAACUCCAUUGCUUUCAGACACUCACAGGAGUAAAAUUCAUGGUGGUAGCAGAACCUCAACAACAAGGGAUGGAGGUCCUGUUAAAGAAAAUUUAUGAAUUGUAUUCAGACUAUGCACUGAAAAACCCAUUUUACUCAUUAGAGAUGCCAAUAAGAUGUGAACUAUUUGAUACUCAUCUCCAAAGUUUACUUGAUACUAUAGAAAAACAAGGAGUAAGUAAUGUGUAGUUGGUAAUACAGGAAGGAACAUUUGAAAAAUUGUUUGUUUGUUUGUAUUAUAAAUAUAAAGCUUACAAGAAAUCUGUGA